Messenger RNA from Plasmodium malariae, 357 nucleotides. RefSeq names its product transcription initiation factor TFIID subunit 10, putative. The record is from RefSeq and is a predicted model, not a curated record. Bases 1 to 357 code for a protein of 118 amino acids. The transcript is spliced from 4 exons. Lineage: Eukaryota; Apicomplexa; Aconoidasida; Haemosporida; Plasmodiidae.
AUGGAUGAUAAUUUUGUAAAUGAGGAUGAUGAACAAUUAAUAAAAACACUGCUGAAAAAUAGACCUACGUUUAGCGAAGAAUUUAUUGACUAUUAUCUUUCUUUCAACGGAUGCAAAGUUACCGAAAAGUCCUGCUUAAGAUUAAUAUCGCUCAUUUUACAUAUGUCCUUAGACACUCUAAUAAACAACUCGCUAACCUUACAGCCAAAUGAAAAGUUGAAGGACAAUGAUAAAGAUUAUAAGAAUUCAUCUAAUGUGGAAUUGAACUAUAAAGAUCUAAUUAAAGCGUUAAAAGAAUUUGAUGAAAAUUAUAAAAGUGAAGAAAUUACAAAAAACUUAAAUGUGUUUUUAGAAUAG